AUGGUUCUGUUACUGUUGAUCACGCUGUCCGUACUAACUAGUACUUACGAUGCCAUAGAUUUAUAUCCACCAUACACGAUCACAGCCGGUCCAACGUACACCGCCUACAAGUUCAACAUUUUACAGCAUCUUACGGCCUUGUCUCCCUAUUUUGAAACGAAUACGAAUGGACUGAGCCCUGAUCCUCCUCCAGGUUGUACAGUGGUCAAGGCCGCCUAUCUCGUGCGUCACGCUUCCAUCUAUGCCAACGACUAUGAUUAUGAGGCUACUCUGUAUCCGUUCUUGCAACGUCUCAAGAACGCGUCAUCAUUAGAAAAUGUCAACUUUUCUUGUGCCUCGGAUUUGGCCUUCUUAACUACGUGGACCUCGCCCAUCACGGACAGCAAGAAACAAGUGGAAAAGCUUACCAUAUCUGGAGGUCUCGAGGCUUUCCACUUCGGCACCCGGCUCGCAUAUCGUUAUCCACACUUAUUGCCGACGAAAAAGACGAAUGCGUCAGUUUUCAAAGUCUGGGCUUCCAAAGCGAAUCGAACCAGACAAAGCGCCAAUGCUUUCUUUGCCGGUUUGUAUGGUGGUAUCCAGGAGGAUACGAUCGGUCAGGUGAUCCUAAUUGCGGAAGGCGAAGAACAAGGCGCCAAUACUCUGACGCCGCACAAAAGUUGCCCUCGAUUUAGCGACUCAGCAGGAGCAAAAGAAGCGGAUAUCUGGCUGAAAUACUACACUGGAUCGAUUAUCGCUCGAUUUGCCGCUAUGGGCACGGGAUUUAACUUCUCGGCCAAUGAUGUGUUGGCAAUGCAGGAGCUAUGUGGAUAUGAAACCGUCAUACGUGGGUCAUCGCUCUUUUGUCCUAUCUUUACCUCGGAUGAAUGGCUUUCUUUUGAAUAUUAUUUUGACAUUAAAUACCACUAUCAGCUGGGCUACGGUGCUGACAGGUCACCUAGUCUCGGUAUGCCUUGGGUCGUCGCAUCGAGUAAUCUUCUCAAUGAAGCCAGAACUACGGAUCAAGAUCUUUACAUUAGUUUCACCCAUCGGCAGAAGCCGUUACUUGUCUUGACAUCAUUAGGCCUCUACAACAAUUCAUGCUAUGCGGGCGUGGACGAUAUCAAUACUACGUUUCCACUCGACCAGAUUAAUCACCAGCGUGCGUGGCGGACAAGUGAACUCAUUCCCGUUUUGGGUCACGUUGCUCUCGAACGUCUGGACUGCGCGUCCGUUACUCACACUGGAUCGUUUGUCAGAGUUCUGGUGAAUUCGAUACCAAAGCCCCUGCCGCAUUGUGCUUCCGGUCCAGCCGGUAGUUGCCCUUUGCCACACUAUAUGGAUUAUGUUCAGCGGCGUCAUGCGCUUUACGAAAAGUUUUCAAAGACUUGUGGAGUCCGAUACAAGAAUACCACCGACGUGUUAGCUAUUUAUUCAUGA
This is a messenger RNA of Didymodactylos carnosus, 1419 nucleotides long. Lineage: Eukaryota; Metazoa; Rotifera; Eurotatoria; Philodinida; Philodinidae. The record is from the annotation of a GenBank genome assembly.